Molecule: messenger RNA, 1146 nt
Organism: Anopheles darlingi
Lineage: Eukaryota; Metazoa; Arthropoda; Insecta; Diptera; Culicidae
Product: ribosomal RNA-processing protein 8
Exons: 3
Coding region: 1-1116 (371 amino acids)
Biological process (GO): cellular response to glucose starvation; rDNA heterochromatin formation; regulation of transcription by glucose
Cellular component (GO): chromatin silencing complex; rDNA heterochromatin; nucleolus
Molecular function (GO): methyltransferase activity
Source: RefSeq, a predicted model, not a curated record
AUGAGUAAAGUGUUUAGUGAAUGUGACUGGGAAACGGAUUUACCCAGCAUCGGUACAGAUUUCCGGUUUUCUAAAAAGCGUGAAAGAACGAAUAAAGUGAAAAAGACGACCCCGACUGUAGAGAACGGCGGCAUCGAAAUCGUUGAUCAUAGCAGGCCUCCCGGUUGGUCCGUUCGUUUGCCUAAACCAGAAUCGUCCGCACCGGAAAAUAAUGUUAAAAAAGAUAACACAAAGCACGAUGCCCAGCAAACGGUGGGAAACGAGAGAAAGGAAGGCAAGAAACGCAAGGCACCGACGGACGUGUCUGAAAAUGGUAGUACAUCCAAGAAGAAGAACAAACACGAUUCGGAAGCACCGAUACCGAAGAGCGCUACCAACGGUAAGAAGGCUGAAGUGAAGGAAACGAACGACACCAAACAGAAACCCAUCGUCCGGGAUGCUCCUAAAGAACCGGCCAGUUUACGGGAGAAGCUGAUGGAACGGUUGAAGGGUUCUCGCUUUCGGUUCAUCAACGAGCAGCUGUAUAAAUCGACCGGAGAACAAGCACAACAGCUGUUUGCAGAGGAUCCCGGUUCGUUCGCUGCUUACCACGAGGGCUACCGACAUCAAAUAGUCCAAUGGUCGAUGAAUCCGCUCGAUAGAAUGAUCAAAAGCAUUCGAAAACUCCCUAAAAAUACCAUCGUGGCAGAUUUCGGUUGUGGAGAAGCACGGCUAGCGGAAUCGUUACCGAACCAGGUGUACUCUCUUGAUUUGGUCGCCCACAACAGUAACGUUAUUGCCUGCGAUAUGGCACACACGCCGCUCGAGAGCAACUUCGUCAACGUGGUUGUGUUCUGUCUCUCACUGAUGGGCACCAACUUGGCCGACUUUCUCCUAGAGGCGAAUCGGGUGCUGAAGGUGGGGGGUAUCCUGAAAAUAGCUGAAGUAUCGUCCCGUUUCGACAAUGUGAACGAGUUCGUUUCGAAGGUCCGACAAUGUGGAUUCGAGUUGGAAAACAAGGACCUGAAGCACAAGUUGUUCUACUUCUUCAAUUUCAAGAAAGACCGCACGGUGUUGCGCGGAUCGACCAAGAUAAAGCCCUUCAGUCUGAAACCUUGUUUGUAUAAGAAACGAUAGAAAAAACUUAGAAUAAAUGAAAAGGUCGGC